Molecule: messenger RNA, 2787 nt
Organism: Dujonia railenensis
Lineage: Eukaryota; Fungi; Ascomycota; Pichiomycetes; Serinales; Debaryomycetaceae
Source: the annotation of a GenBank genome assembly
AUGUCGGAAUCAAAUAUGGCAGUACAUUCUCCUGUUGAUCCUUUUGAUGCAGAUUCCCACUCAAAAUACAUUUCCUCUAUCCGAUUGCUCGAAAGCUCCUCGCCAUCAUUUCACGAACAUUUGGCCAAUGCGUAUUUGAAGAAGUUGGAACACUUUGUUCUUUCACCAAUUGAGUAUACGCAAUGGAUGGACGAUGUAAAUAAAUUAGAGGAUAUUGAACAACAGAAGACCUUUCUAUUGAAGAUUUACUCGUAUAUUGUAAAAGAUUAUUCCGUAGUUGAGUAUUGGAAGCCUUAUUUGGAGUUGGCUAUUUCUUGUGAAGAUCUCCAUUUGAUAGACGAAGCUAGUUUAAACUCAUUAUUUGAAGAAGCGUUGUAUGACACUGUAUAUGACUAUCAAAACACCAGUAAAAUAUGGAAAAUUAUCAUAUCAUAUUAUGAAGCUAAACUACAGGAUGAUGACCUAUUCCUGAAAUUGGUGGGCCUCCAUAAGAGGAGACUCUCAUAUCCUCAUGAAACAUUGGAUGAGUCCUUUCAAGACUUCUCGUCUUUUAUUUCUAAUAAUGACCCCAAAAAUUACCUGAAGCAUAUGCCUUUGGUAAAUAAAGUGUAUUCUAGGUCUAAAAGGCAGCAAAGAUAUUAUGAGAUUCACGAAUUGAAAAUCUCGAAAGAUCCUUCCAACAUCAACUUAUGGCUAGAAUACCUACAAGCCGUUUGCGAAUAUGCAAAUGGAGACAUCCAAAAAAUGAAUACUUUGUUCGCCAGAGCAACUUAUUCUGUAGAUAAUAUACAGAUCUGGCUCAGUUAUCUCUAUGUGAUAUAUGAUCCAAAGAACAAAUUCUCCAAGUCCCAAACAGAAACGUUUUUGACUAAUUUCGUAAGGAAAUACCCAGAAUCACCCUUAAGCCAUGCUGAAUACAUUCGUAAUUGCCUUGAAUUUGUCGAAGGGGGCUAUCAGAAAUUUCUUAGUGCUAGAAAUAGAGUUAACAGCAGUAACUUAAUGGAAGCAAGUGCUUAUGAUGAAUGGAAAAUUCUUGCACUUUCUAUAUUGACUUCUGAGACCUCAAUCACAAGAACUGGUGAAAAUUUGGACAUUGUGGAUUUAUUGUACGCCGACAUAGGCAGCUUCGUCGAGUUUGCAAUUACCAAGAAUAAUGAUGGAUUCCAUACUGUAGAGAAAACUUCUAUCGUUAUAUUUGAAGAAUUGGAAGAUUUAGAAAGUUGCAUAUCAAUAUUAGAUAGAUUGUUGAAGAACUUCAGAGACCAAAGUGAUAUUUGGCUAUACGUUUGUGAACGUCAGAAAAAGUAUGGAACUCCAGUUGAGCAAAUCGCUCAAAUUUUGGAGUUUGCAAUUGAAAAUCCCACUAGUUUAGACUGGCCAGAAAAGAUUAUUCAAGAAUGGUUGAGCAUGAAGCAAUUGAAUUUUGACUUGGAAGAAUAUAAGAGAAGUCUUUUGAAAGCAAAUAGUGCAUUUACUUUAGUCAAUUUGGAAAGAAUUAAAAGGCAAGAGGUAGCUGAACAGAUAAUUGAGGAAAGUAUUGAAAAGAAAAGGCCCCACGAUGAAGAACCCGAUGAGCAAUCCAAACGACAAAAGCCUUCUGAAAGUAAAGAACAAGCCAGGAAUAGAGAAGAGUUCACUGUGCGCGUUACAAAUCUUCCUAACGAUAUAACUGAGAAAAGGGUCUCGCAGCUUUUUAAAGACUGCGGAGAGAUAAGAGAGAUCAAGUUAAUUGAGGUCGAAAAUGAACUUCCCCAAGCAACUGUAGAAUUCUCGAGUGAAAAGGAACUACUCGCAGCAGUAACCAAAAAUUUAAAAAUGAUAGGUGAACAGGUAGUGAACGUCUUUAGAGCUGUUGUCUCAACUGUCUGGAUAACCAAUUUUCCCCCAAGUAUGGGACACGGAGAUCUUGAGAACUACUUCGGCUCAAUUGGAAAAGUGGUGAGUAUUCGUUUUCCUUCCUUGAAAUACAAUAAUACCCGUAGGUUUGGGUAUGUUGAGUAUGCAACCGCUGAAUUGGCAAACCACGCAGUGACCACCUUUGAUGGUAACGAAUUGAAAGAUGAACUUGAUGGGAAGACAUAUAGGCUUGUUGUCAAGAUUUCAAAGCCAGAAGAUAAAUUAAAGCGGAAAGACAACGCAGUAUAUGAAAGCAGAGAAAUAUUUAUUCAAAAUUUGGAUUUUAAGAAGGUUUCCAAGGAUGUUUUAGAGAAAGAAUUCACUGAAUAUGGAGACAUCGAAAGAAUCGUACUCCCAGCUCCCAAACAGCAUGCUAAUGACAAAGGUACUAGCAAGAACUUGAAUAGUGGGUUUGGGUUUAUUACUUUCAAGUCUGCAGUUUCAGCUACAAAUUCCUUAGCAAAAAAUGGACAAGUUAUCAUGGAUAGGAAGGUGCAAGUAUCAAUAGCACAACCAAAAAAGGAUAUACCACACAAGGAAUUGAAGUUCGACUUUGCCAGAACAAUUAGUAUAUUGAACCUAAGCGAUACGAUUAAUCAAGAGCAAGUUAACAAAUUUGCAGGUGUCGUUGGGAGAAUCAGCAAGAUUGAUUUGCGCCCGCAGGAGAAUGCAGCGCUAGUUGAGUUUGAAGAGGUUGCAGAUUCUGGAAAAGCAUCUUUGAUUCUUGCAGGUAAGGUAAUUGAAGGGAAGCCUGUUGAAAUCGGGACAUAUUUCGACUUGAAGAAGAAAGUUAAUACAGGAGGCGGAGGUGCAGGUGCUGCCGCAGGAGACAAGCCAAAAUUGAUGAUGCCGGCUUCAGUAGCGAAAAGAAGGAAGAAGAAGCAAGAAUAG